CAGCGUACACAGUGACCCGGCCAUCCGUCGCUUUUUCUCGCGCAUCCUCCAUAUUCACAAGGCAGCUCGUGACGUGUCGCUGGUCGAUACAUCUCAAGUUACGCUGGAGGGUGCCAUUAUCGGCGGUGCAAGGGCCGCGGCCGCUCAUGCCAUGCACAGCCCUGGACAGACCGAUAUUGAUGGCAUUCUUGGUGAUAAUUCCACACUAGCGCCAUUGAGUAGGCCCAAUACAAGCUAUUCAAGUCCCAGCAGACCUUCCUUCACUGGGAAAAUUCCGGCCAUCAUGACAAAUGGCGUGCUGUUGACUCCAGAGGGCCGCAGAGAGUCCCAAUUGGAUCCAUUGUCGGCGCAUAUCCUACAACGCACAGGUACAGGCUUCAAUGGAACACCCGAGGACUCUCCCAUCUUUAAGCGUAAUCCGAGCGACACUCAGAAACGCGAAGAAUCACCUGUGUUGGUAGAAGUGGACCACAAGGAACGCAAGAAGCGCGUUUCCUUCUUUGCAAAGCUUCGUGGUAAGGACCAUCAUGCGGAUGAACAUGUUGAGGACCCUGAAGAUCUGUCGCGCGCAGAAGGUGCCGAGGCUAGUACGUUCUGUGGUUGCUCGCACUCAGCAAAGCCACCUUAUAUUCGAGUGCGAGCUCACAAGAAGUCGAAGCGUGAUUUCAACAAUGUCUUUCUCGCUCAGGAACUCAAGCCCAAGACGAGUGAAGAAGGUGGCGCGAUCUGGUCUAUGAAGUUCUCGCCAGAUGGCCGGUACUUAGCUGUUGGAGGCCAAGACUGUGUGGUACGCGUUUGGCGCGUUCUGGCAUCGCCGAGUGAUCGACUCGACAAUGACACAGCAGGUUCGAAGCUCAAUGCACCAGUCUUUAUGGAGAAGCCAUAUCGCGAGUAUGCUGCGCAUGAGGGAGACAUUCUCGACUUGAGUUGGAGCAAAAACAACUUUCUACUUUCUUCUUCCAUGGACAAAACUGUGAGACUGUGGCACGUCUCGCAGGAAGAGUGCUUGUGCUGCUUUCAGCAUACUGAUUUUGUUACAGCCAUUGCAUUCCAUCCGAAAGACGAUCGCUUCUUUCUAUCCGGUUCACUCGACUGCAAGCUAAGAUUAUGGAGUAUUGUCGACAAGACUGUCUCAUAUUGGAAUGAGUUGCCUGAGCUGAUUACAGCAGUGGCGUUCAGUCCAGAAGGCCGAGUGGCUAUUGCAGGCAGUUUUAGCGGUCUCUGUCUAUUCUACGAAACGGAGGGACUCCGCUAUCACACACAGAUGCACGUUCGAAGUGCUCGUGGCAAGAAUAAGAAUGGAUCCAAAAUUACCGGCCUCGAAGCAUUUCUUUGGAAGGCAGGAGAUGGCUCCAGCGACGUCAAGCUUCUUGUGACAAGCAAUGACUCUCGCGUCAGAUUGUACAACCUCCGUGACAAGUCGCUCGAGAUGAAGUUCAAGGGAAAUGCCAACAGCGCUUCACAGAUCAGGGCAAGCAUCUCAGAGGAUCGACGACAUGUUGUGUGUGGUAGUGAAGACAAGCAUGUCUACAUUUGGGAUACGCAUCGCCAAGAUAAUAAUGAAAAGAAGGAACGGCUUGGCUACGAGCGGUUCGAAGCACAUACCGAGAUUGUCUCUGCGACGUGUUUUGCACCUCAGCGAUCGAGGGAAUUGCUUGUUGCUUCAGGGGAUCCGAUCUACGACCUUGUGCAGCGUUCACGGAAUCGUUCGCACACUAUUGAAAGCACCUCAAGCAGCAUCAAUGGUGAUCGCGAGUCUUUGUCUUCCCUCAUCACGGCCGGUGAAGGUCAUGUUCUAAUUACAGCAGACUAUCUUGGCAUCAUCAAGGUCUUUCGGCAAGAUGCAGCUGCUUCUCUACGUUUCACAGGAACAAGAGACUCAGUAGCGAGUGAUGCUCAAUCUCAAAAACGACUCCGUCGACGACUCUCAACAAUCUCAACGAGUACGGGCCGGAGUGCCACUGCUGUGGGCACGCCGGAACCUAAGCAAGCGUUGCAUCGCGCUGCUUCUGUUGCAAGUCUCGACAGUACCACGACAACAGCGAUGCGAAAACCUCAUGAAGCACCUGCUCCGGCAUCUCCUGCACGGAGUAAUACGGCAGGAACAGGUACAGCUUCUACGCAUGGCACACUCUCAACGAGUACAAGUAUGCCGCCACCACAGCAGAUUGGACAUGGCACGUCACGACAGUCCUUCUUUCCGCGAUCAGGCAAGCAUGCGCAAGAACCGGCAACGGAGAAAGCAAAGGAUGUCAAUGACACAAUCAACCCGGGCGAUUAUUUAGAUGCGAAUGGGGUGAGUUAUGGGUAUUAUUCGGAAAUCAAGCAAGGCCGGAUGCGUCGACGGAGUAGCUUAGCGUCCGGUGCGUCACUGGAGCGUGUCUCAACAGCGCAAUCUGUUUGGACGAAUGGGUCAGCAGACGAGACUGGACAGGGUGAUCUAAGCACAAUGGUACGGACACAGUCACAGGAAGGCUCAAGUGCUCCUAUCCCUGCUCGAGAUGUACCGCCUGGAGCGGUAGCAGGUGCAAGUAAUCACAAGCCGCGGGAGGAGUUGGUGUGCCGGUAUUGUCGCGGUGUGACAUUUACGGCUGUUCGUCAUGACACGGGUGUCAGGUUGUCUUGUUCACUUUGUUUUACAGUCAUGGAGACUUAGCUUUUAGCUGGUUCUUUUGUAUAGUAAAUGCUUCUGCGGUCGAC
Protomyces lactucae-debilis is the source of this 2700-nucleotide messenger RNA. RefSeq names its product WD40-repeat-containing domain protein. The transcript has a single exon. Gene Ontology annotation, molecular function: protein binding. The record is from RefSeq and is a predicted model, not a curated record. Lineage: Eukaryota; Fungi; Ascomycota; Taphrinomycetes; Taphrinales; Protomycetaceae. The coding region runs from base 152 to 2656 and encodes 834 amino acids.